Molecule: messenger RNA, 2188 nt
Organism: Solea senegalensis (Senegalese sole)
Lineage: Eukaryota; Metazoa; Chordata; Actinopteri; Pleuronectiformes; Soleidae
Product: cadherin-7-like
Exons: 1
Coding region: 338-850 (170 amino acids)
Biological process (GO): multicellular organism development; homophilic cell-cell adhesion; adherens junction organization
Cellular component (GO): catenin complex; adherens junction
Molecular function (GO): cadherin binding; calcium ion binding
Source: RefSeq, a predicted model, not a curated record
UAGUAUAGUAUUUCAUCCAAAAACACCUGUAAAUCAUUGCGUUUUGCUAUUUGACUGUAUUAUUACAACAGUAAUCAAUUACUGUUCACUAUUCAUUGCUUUUCGCACACACACUUCUCAAUGCUACAACUGUUAAUCCAUUACUUUUACCUACUUUCAACUCUUAUUAUGCCAUUACUACAUUUACUGUUUAAUAGAUAUUGCCCCUUUUGUGCACACACCGGCUUCAGUCCAAUUAUGCCUGGUUGGGGACAAUGUAGUCUCCUAUCUCUACCAUCUCCACGUGGUCAUUGUCAGUCACUGAGACAUAUCUCUCAUCCUUUUUCUCUCCCCAGUGAUGGUUCUGCUAAUUGUGACGAUGCGUCGGAGGAGGAAGGAGCCUCUGAUCCUCGAGGAGGAGCGGGACAUCAGGGAGAACAUCGUCCGCUACGACGACGAGGGCGGGGGAGAGGAGGACACCGAGGCCUUCGACAUGGUCACCCUCCGCAACCUGAACGUCAUCAGAGACCCCAAUGUGCGGCGAGACGUCACGCCAGAUACUCCCAGCUUCUUUCAUUACCCAUCAGCCCCUCGCCCGCCCUAUAAAUCCCUCCCAGACAAUGUGGUGUUUCGAGAGUUCAUUUGGGAGCGGCUGAAGGACGCUGACGUGGACCCGUCAGCUCCCCCGUACGACUCGCUGCAGACGUACGCCUUUGAAGGCAGCGGCUCGGUGGCAGAGUCGCUAAGCUCACUUGAGUCGCUAAGUACAGACUCAGACCAGAACUAUGACUAUCUCAGCAACUGGGGACCACGCUUCAAAAAGCUGGCCGACCUGUACGGCAACAGCGACGGCACCAGUGUCUUCUCGUAGCCCUUAAACGUCUCUCUUAACAUUUAUGAAUAUGAGUAAUUUAUUGUCAGAGAAAGUGGUAUUUGUCCGCCGCAGCGCACCGGAGGAAACGAUUCAAAGACAAACACAGGAGAGAGUGAGAGACAAACACUUUCACAUCAAAAAGGUUUUUGGUUUGUUUACCUCCUUGUAUGGAUUCUUUUCAGGCGCGUGCCGUGGUGGGUUUUGACACGGACUUCAAAAAGUGGCGUGAGUGAGAAGGAAACCUUGUGUGCAAGAGACAUUAAAAGGUUCCAGAUUUUGGGCUCGAGUCCAGCCUCUGACUGCAGAAUGCAAACAUGUUGGAGUAUUUAUAUGGGGAGGCACCUGUCGUUUCAUUCCAGCGAUGGGCACGGGCCCAGCACUUUUGCUUUGAUGCAUUCCUUUGCGAUCUUUGUGCUUAAAAAAAACCCAAAAAAACCAAGAAAAAAUAAACAAAAACUAAAGUCCCUCAUGGAAUGCUGUGUCCCCGGUGGCUAAUCAGUAUUCACUUGAUUGUUCUCAUGACGUUUCACGACAACUAUUUUGAUUUUUCUGCUUUGUUUCUGGUUUAGUGGGGCAGGGGAACGGGUCCAUUUUUUUUAUACAUAUUAUUCAUGGACAUAACCUGUCAACGUGAUACGAAAAGUGCACCCGCACAUAUAAAAGUAUAAACAAGUAGUAGAUGUGCUAAGGAAGUGAUGUGAAGGCAUAAGUUGUGCAAAAAGUGUAUAAAGAAUGACACGCCGGUGUCAGAUUGAUGUCUUCAGUGGGUGAAACAGGAAAGGCAUAUGAUUUUUUUUUUCUUAUUCUCCUAACAGUACAUUUUGCAGAUGUUUGCAAUGUAGUGUUCGUCUGAGUCUGUUUUUUCUUUCCCUAUUUUUCUUCAAUUGCAAAACAAAAAAAAGGUCCAAUGUAUGAUUUCUGAGCCGAGUUCUGCUUUUGAGGGAAGCUGAUGGGAGGGGAGGGCGACAUCUGCUAUUUCACAAAGCUUCUCUGAAGGUUUCAUUCUUGUCGUGCUUGAUUGCGAAAAUCACGCCACAUAGACACUAGAGAAAAAAAAAAUAUAAAGGAAAUAAAAAAAAAAAGUUUCUGAACAGCAGUGGCAGUCCUUACCUGGGUGAAGUUGCAGUUUGUAAGUAAAUGAAUUCUUUGCUUCUGUAGCUUGCCGAGUCCAACAUGUAUUGUCAUUUAAAAAGGAAACCAAUAAUGUUCAUGAUAUGUUCAGUGGCGGCGAAAGGACACACUGUAUGAUAACCAUAUUGUGCCAAUUUUUUUCGUGUCGACAUGUACAACUGAGAUGUAUUAUUAUUAUUUAUUUUGAAGAGGCAGAAAUGUGCA